AUGUUCGCAGGUCUGGCCUCUGGGCCCUCUCUCAGGCUCGCUAUCUCGGUAGACGACCUUCCGUCAUACGUGCCCCACGAUAAGAAUAUCCCGAAACUACCCCUCCUACUCCGCUUUCGUCUCCAGCCUGCCCCUCUCGAACUCUUCCAGCCGCGGCACGCCGUCGCCCUCCUUGAGGUCUCUCUGCCUCCCUGCCAACCCGGCGCAAGAGGCACCCCCGUGUCCGGCCCAGCGUCCGCGAGGCCGAUGUGA
This is a messenger RNA of Dichomitus squalens LYAD-421 SS1, 252 nucleotides long. RefSeq lists its product as uncharacterized. The record is from RefSeq and is a predicted model, not a curated record. NCBI's taxonomy places the organism in Eukaryota, Fungi, Basidiomycota, Agaricomycetes, Polyporales, Polyporaceae. The coding region runs from base 1 to 252 and encodes 83 amino acids. The transcript has 2 exons.